CCGCCAAGUCAGACUUCAAAACCCCGCGGCAGCACCGCCGAAUUCGGUACUCUAACCUCCGAUUCCUGGCUUAUAUCGAAAUCUCCCGCAGAAAAUUAUGCAGAAGGACUCGCUGCUCUCUGUAGCAGAACAUGCACAUCCCGCCGCCUGGUUUGACGCCGGAACUGGAAUCUACAGCAGCCCACACGCCGCCGUCGCUCUCCCCGCCGACCCUCUCCUUGACCUGGUCUCCUUCAUCUUCUCCCAUUGCCGUCACAACGAUGCACCCAACACUUCCUCCUCCUCGGCGGUCGCCCUUCUCGAUUCCGCUUCCGGCCACUCAAUCUCUUACCAAGACCUGUUCCCCCUCGUCAAAUCCACGGCCUCUGCUCUCCACAAAUUGGGCAUCCGCAACGGCGAUGUCGUCUUGCUCCUCCUUCCCAAUUCAAUUUACUUCCCCGUCGCCUUCCUCGCCGUGCUCUACUCCGGCGCCGUCGUCACCCCCAUGAACCCUCUCGCGACCGUCGUGGAGAUCGAGAAGCGCAUCGCCGAUUGCGGCGUCCGUUUCGGAUUCGCUUCACCGGAGAGAGCUACGGCUCUGCGGGAUUCCCCGCUAGGGAUUCCGUUCGUCGCCGUUCCCGAAUUGAGUUCUGAUUCUUUCUUGUUUGAUGCCUUCCGCGGCAUGAUUGCUCGCGACGUUGAUUCGGAUUUCACGCCUCCGGCGGGAAUUCGGCAGCAGGACGCGGCGGCGAUUAUUUACUCUUCCGGAACAACUGGCGCCAGCAAGGGCGCCGUGCUGACGCACGGCAACUUGAUAGCCGCGGUGGAGCUCUUCGUGAGGUUCGAAGCGUCGACCUACGAUUUCCCACCUUGGGAGAACGUCUACCUCGAUGUGCUUCCCAUGUUCCACAUCUAUGGCCUCGUUCUGUUCGCCGCCGGGCUGCUGUCGUUGGGAUCCACCAUUGUCGUGAUGAAGAAAUUCGAUGUGGAUGAAGCAAUCAAGGUCAUCGAGAGGCAUGGGGUCACCCAUUUCCCCAUUGUCCCGCCGAUUCUGGGUCCCUUGGUGGAACGCGCCAAAGGUGUUUGUGAAAAUGGCUUAAAGAGCUUAAAGCAGGUUUCCUGUGGCGCAGCUCCUUUAAGUGGCAGCACAAUCCAGCACUUCCUCAAUACCUUCCCUCAUGUUGACUUAAUUCAGGGAUAUGGGAUGACUGAAUCGACCGCAGUGGGAACUCGAGGAUUCAACACGCAGAGAUUUCAGAAGCACUCUUCAGUAGGACUGCUAGCUCCAAACACUGAGGCCAAAGUUGUUGACUGCAUCAAUGGCCAUGCUUUGCCUCCAGGCGGAAUUGGGGAGCUGUGGAUGCGAGGACCAGGCACCAUGAAAGGGUACCUAAACAAUCCGGAGACUACAACUGAGACGGUUGAUAAAGAUGGUUGGCUUCGUACCGGUGACAUUGUUUGCUUCGACAACGAUGGCUAUCUGUACAUCUUCGAUCGGAUGAAAGAGAUGAUCAAGUACAACGGAUUUCAGAUAGCACCAGCUGACUUGGAAGCUGUACUGAUAACCCACCCGGACGUACUCGAUGCCGCUGUAACAGGGGCGACACACAAAGAUGCCGGAGAAAUACCGGUGGCCUUCGUGGUGAGGAGGCAGGGAAGCAAUCUCAGUGAAGAAGGUGUCAUCAAACAUGUAGCCGCCCAGGUGGCUCCAUACAAGAAAGUGAGAAGAGUGGUGUUCACAGAAGGAAUACCAAGGUCUCCUGCUGGGAAGAUCCUUCGACGCCAACUGAGGAACAUGAUGAUGUUCACUCCCACUCCCAGACUCUAGUAAAUAAUAUAUAUGUAAUCCAUUGAAACACCUCAUCCAUGGCCUCGUCGCCGUUUGUCUUACAUUUGUUUACUGGCAAUAGCAUUCUAAAUUUGCUGCAUGUAACUAAUGAAAUCAUUCCAAGCUCUUCUAGUCUAUACGGUCAGAUUGGAACAGGACACUUCCAAAGGUGAGAGCUGUUAUAUUUAGUACUAGUAGUAUGAAAUUUGGAAAUUUGUUAAAUUUUGCAAAAUGUACUCUACUUAACUUAUUGUUCAACUUCUUAUAUGAAUAGAUCCAGUUUUUUUCUUUUGCUUAAUGUUCAUGGUUGAGUGAGGGGCUGAGGGAAGAAGCAUGAGGGAAGAGGCCAAUGAUAGCGAGAGGGCUAAUACAAAACAUGGUCGGGAGAGAGAAGCGGGCAACUGGUCCCGGUAGGUUUGUGAUGGAGAUUAAUACAAUUGCAAAAACAAU
Messenger RNA from Linum trigynum, 2257 nucleotides. Lineage: Eukaryota; Viridiplantae; Streptophyta; Magnoliopsida; Malpighiales; Linaceae. The record is from the annotation of a GenBank genome assembly.